AUGAACGGCGGAGCCAAGACUCGGGUUAGAACAAUUGGAGGAGACUCAGAACAUUUCCCAGUUGAGAUAAGGCUGCACCAGGGAUCAGUCCUAAGCCUUCUCCCUUUUGCCUUGGUGAUGGAUGAGCUGACGCGGUCUAUUCAGGAAAGGGUCCCAUGGUGUAUGUUAUUUGCGGAUGACAUAGUACUGAUUGAUGAGACGCAGGAUAGAGUUAAUGCGCAGUUGGAGGUGUGGAGACAAACGCUGGAGUCCAAAGGUUUCAGGUUGAGUAGGACCAAAACAGAAUAUUUGGGGUGCAAAUUUAGUGAUGUGUUGGAUGAGACAGAUGUGGAAGUGAGACUCGACGCACAGAUCAUUCCUAAGAAGGAAAGUUUUAAGUAUCUUGGGGCUGUAAUCCAAGGGAGUGGUGACAUCGACGAUGAUGUCACACAUCGCAUUGGGGUUGCUUGGAUGAAAUGGAGGCUUGCCUCUGGAGUACUGGGUGAUAAGAAAAUCCCGCCUAAACUUAAAGAUCACAUUCCCUUGUACAAUGCCUAA
Molecule: messenger RNA, 537 nt
Organism: Solanum tuberosum (potato)
Lineage: Eukaryota; Viridiplantae; Streptophyta; Magnoliopsida; Solanales; Solanaceae
Exons: 2
Coding region: 1-537 (178 amino acids)
Source: RefSeq, a predicted model, not a curated record